Molecule: messenger RNA, 2646 nt
Organism: Bombina bombina (fire-bellied toad)
Lineage: Eukaryota; Metazoa; Chordata; Amphibia; Anura; Bombinatoridae
Gene: ACTR10
Product: actin related protein 10
Biological process (GO): retrograde axonal transport of mitochondrion
Source: RefSeq, a predicted model, not a curated record
UAAGGGAGUAUUACGAGCAGGCAUCUGGGAAGACAGCUGUUUGUUUGUGUGAGGUCCUUCCUCGGCUGGCCCUGCUGUAAUCAGACGGUGUCCCAGAGCUCAGGCUGCAGACAUGCCGCUAUAUGAAGGGCUGGGGAGCGGCGGGGAGAAAACUGCUGUGGUCAUUGAUCUGGGGGAGGCGUUUACUAAGUGUGGGUUUGCUGGAGAAACAGGACCACGAUGUAUUAUUCGAAGCGAAAUAAAAAAACCUGGCAUUCCAAAGCCAAUAAAAGUUGUCCAGUAUCAUAUAAACACAGAGGAACUCUCUUCAUAUCUGAAAGAAUUUAUCCACAUGUUGUAUUUCAGACACCUGUUGGUGAAUCCCCGAGACCGGCGCGUGGUGUUAAUAGAAUCGGUGCUGUCCCCCUCUCACUACAGGGAAACUCUAACAAGUGUUCUUUUCAAGCACUUUGAGGUUCCAUCAGUGCUGUUUGCUCCAGGUCAUCUUAUGUCACUCCUGACCCUGGGGAUUAAUUCGGCUAUGGUCCUUGAUGUUGGUUAUGCAGAAAGUUUGGUGCUGCCUAUAUAUGAAGGAAUACCCAUUCUCAGUUGCUGGGGAGCUCUCCCAUUGGGCGGGAAAGCCAUUCAUAAAGAACUUGAAACUCAGCUGUUGGAGCUAUGUACAGCUGAUACUGCCACCUCCAAGAAGCAGAGUCUAACGUCUUUAAUGAGCAGCGUAUCAGAAGAUGUUGUAGAAGACGUUAAAGUACGCCUCUGUUUUGUGAGCGAUCUCCAGCGCGGACUAAAUAUUCAGGCUGCCAAGUUUAACAUAGAUGGAAAUGCAGAGCGUCCUAUUCCACCUCCAGAUGUGGACUACCCUUUGGAUGGACAAAAUAUAUUGCACGUUAAUGGAUCUAUUAGAGAUUCAGUUGUUGAGUUACUCUUCGAACAGGACAAUGAAGAACAGUCUGUCGCUACUCUGAUUCUGGAUUCCCUUGUGCAGUGCCCAAUAGACACCAGAAAGCAGCUGGCUGAAAACAUUGUUGUUGUUGGGGGUACUGUAAUGUUACCAGGAUUCCUUCACCGUCUCGUGGCCGAGAUACGCUAUCUGGCAGAGAAGCCAAAAUAUAAAGAAUCUCUUGCAACUAAAACCUUCAAGAUCCACAACCCGCCUGCAAUGCCGAACUGUGUGGCCUGGCUGGGAGGAGCAAUUUUUGGAGCCCUUCAAGACAUCCUUGGAAGCCGCUCUGUCUCAAAAGAAUAUUAUUAUCAAACUGGCCGUAUCCCAGACUGGUGCUGCCUCAGUAAUCCUCCUCUAGAAAUUAUGUUCGAUGUUGGCAAAUCGGGCCCCCCCCUGAUGAAAAGAGCAUUUUCUACGGAGAAGUGAAACAUCUAAAUCUUCAUGCUUUGUAAAGUGGAACCAUUGUAUUUAUUACAUAUUUCUGGCAAAGAAAAAGAAAUAUACAAAUGUUAUUUGGUUUGAUUAUGAAACUUCGGCAGAGUUCAGCAUGUACAGCAUUACGGGGUAGUUGUCUGUCACACCAAGGCUAGGUAGGGUGGUACAUGCUGAGAUCUACCAUACCCUGGCGUUCCUACACUUCCACAUAUGCACUUAGUAAUUUGUCUCUCCUGUUUCUGCUUUUUUCCUCUGUUUAAUAAAGUUAUUCGGACACAUUGUACCAGAAGCACCAGGUCCAUGAACAGCACUGCAAGACUUACCCCUUUGUCAUUUGAUUUAAAGCCGCUCUGUAGCGGAGGCUCUCGUUGUCGCCUCUGUAUUCAUAUGGAAGACCGCUGCACAGUUUAUGUGGCUCUCUGAUGCCAGAAGGUGAACAUUUCUACUACCAGUCAUAGCACCAAAAGUAAAAUUACAGAUUAUAAAACUUGGAUUAAUACACCAAUAUAAGGAUUUAGGUCCUCUAUUGUGCUUGUAAAAAAAAUCAUCCUUUGGCUCCGGGUGGGGGAGUCUGUAUUUGGUUUAUUGAUGUAUUAUUGCAGGUUUUAUAUUUUUAGUAUAGUUUUUAUUGUGACUGGCACUAAAAACACCUUUUGUUUAUAACAAUUUACAUUACACUGCAUAUAUUAUGUAUAAGUGCUUGGAAUGGUUUACUACUCAUUGCCCCACUGACUUCAGUGAUUCCAUGUGAUGUGUUUGUAUGGAAUGGUUUCUACUCACUGUCCCACUGACUUCAGUGAUUCCAUGUGAUGUGUUUGUAUGGAAUGGUUUCUACUCACUGUCCCACUGACUUUAGUGAUUCCAUGUGAUGUUAGACAUUUUGGGGCCUAUCUAUCAAGCUCCGUAUGGAGUUUGACGGCCCGUGUUUCUGGCGAGUCUUCCGACUCGCCAGAAACACAAGUUAUGGAGCAGCGGUCACAAAGACACAUUGGCCGCGAGUCUGCAGGGGGCUCUCCGCAUUCAGCGAUGUCUUGCGGACCUGAUCCGCACUGUCGGAUCAGGUCCGCAAGACAUUUGAUAAAUAGGCCCCUUUGUGUAGAAGUAUCUCGGGCAAGGCUGAACAAUAUCUUUGAGAAAGUGUCCAAACUGAUGAUUAAUCCUUAGUGAGAGGUUUCUGAAUUUAGUAGUCUGAUAUGGCUAAAGGGAGUCUAGAAAUAUACUUUCCUUAAUUUUAAAGGGACAUUAAACUCUCAAUUUAAUUUCUCAUGAAA